CUUUUCAGCCGCGGCUGUGAUUGAUUUCAAUUGAACUUGCUGCUCGGGAGAGAAAUGCCUUUUUCUAAGCGCAUCUGCGAGCCGCUGACCCUCUCUCGCUAUGGCUCUGCCGAACGGGGCACGGCGUUUGAAGAGCUGCCCGCUGUCAGUAACUACACCCUGGCCCGGACCCUCCGGCAGCUCGCCGACCUGGCCAAGCACGCCAGCGGUCUCUUCCAGGAGAUAGAGGAUGAAGUGUUGGGCGUCCACCGCCGCCUCUGUGGCAUCCAGAGGAAGAUCAGCGACAUCGGUGCCGCCGUGAACGCCCUGGAUCCCAGGCAGGAAACAGUGCCUGUGUCAAACCUGGACAGGGAGAGUAAAUUAACAGUCCACUACCGAGCUCCAUGGUAUCAGCAGGAAGAUCUGUUUCACCCAUCGACCAGACCACCAUGUGUAGAGGAACUUCACCAGUGUGCCAAACGGAAGCUACAGUUCCUGCAUAAAGAACAUCAGAGACAGCUUGGAGAGAGAAGAUUAAUGAAACCCCCUUCUAUGUUGCCCCCCCCACUGCCAUUGAUCCAACACCGCCACAGACUCAGAGCACAGAAAAAACAGCAUAUCUCAACGUUUCACAGCACUCGUUCAUCCUCCCCCACUGAAUGUUGCCAAAUGACCCCCUGGAGUAGAAAGUCCAUUCCAUCAACAGAUGGUGACAGCGAUAUGAUCGCAUUAGGUCAGAGACCGAAAAAUCCGAUACCGAACAUCCCUACAACACUAGAUAGGCAAACGAAUUGGAGCAAAGAUCUACCUCUUCCUACUCCAGAACAGAAGAUGCGUCAGCAGGCUCAGGCUGUUUCUUCCUGUGUUAUUCCCAUCAAUGUGACUGGAGUGGGUUUUGAGAGACAGGUCAUUGGGCGAUACUCCUUUGUUCAUCCUCAAUCUGUGCUGCAGCGAAGGCGGAAGCUAAAGAGGCGUAAAACUAUCAGUGGGAUUCCCAGACGUGUGCAGCAAGAAAUAGCAGAUUCUGAUGAAUCUUCCAUGGCUAGAGAAAGGAAUGUGAUUGUUCAUGUGAACCCAGAGUUGGACUUCCAUGGCGUUGAGGCACAUUCUACCAGUGGGCGAUCUGGGACGAAAGACUCUGAGUGCCAAACAGAGGAUAUUUUGAUUGCUGCACCAUCAGUGAGACGGAUUCGAGCCCAGCGAGGCAACAGCAUCACAUCUUCACUGUCACAUUCGGCUGGGAACAUCACAACCCUGGCAGACGAUUCAGGCUCAAUGUUCCUCGCACCAAUCGACAGCCACAUUCGUUCACGUAGCCUUUCUCGAGAGGGCAUUAGAGAUUCACUGUUCUCUCACGAAUUGAGUCAGGAGGACAGCGUCGAAAGCAUUACUGGUACUCCUGAAAAGUACUUGCCAAACCCAAAAAGGGCGGAGAGGGAAGAAGACGAAGCAAGUUUGUUUAUUCAAAGCCCACAGAAACUUCAUUCCAAGGGCGUUACUGUUCAGCCACAGCAAAACCUGGAUCAUGAAGGCCAGGGGACAAAAAUCUCUAACUUUGUGCCAGAGGGAGAUAUGGGAAACAGUGAGAUCUCGUCGAAUUCUGAUACAUUUGGGAGUCCCGUCAACAGUAUCUCCAGCGCAGGGGUUCUCCUAAGUAGUCAAAUAGACCAAAAGGAGGACCAUCAAUCCUCUAGUGGAAACUGGAGUGGGAGUAAUUCAACAUGCCCCUCACAGACAUCAGAGACCAUUCACACUGCAUCUUCACCCCCGCUGACAGGAUCUUCACACUGUGACUCAGAAUUAUCUUUGAAUACUCCUGCACACACAAACUAUGAUUCGCCAGGUUUCUUACUGGAACAGUACACAUAUCAAGGAGACAAAGUCAGAGGUCACAGGACAAACUCUUUUACUUCCACAGGGACAGAUGUUGUUGAAGACCUCAAUACAAGUAACACAAGUGAUGCUGAAUGGAACUAUUUACACCAUUGCCAUGAUGCGUCUUGCCAUCGAGACUUUAGUCCAAGGCAUUCAAGAACAAAUAGCUUGGGGUGUCCUAGUUUUGCGAGCAUGGGUACAUGUGACAGCUUUGUUGAGAGACCAUCCUCCUCCAGAACUGACUCGGGCUCACAUUUCUCUGUGGACACUGAAGGGUAUUAUACCUCCAUGCACUUUGACUGUGGUUUAAGAACUAGUAGAAACUAUACUUUUAACUAUGCAUCCACAAGCUCUGAUGGAAUCCAGAGCACAGAAAAUGCCUCUGAACCUGGCGAACUUCCUCAACCGGAUCAUUUAGAGUUGAGAAAGCAGAAGUGUCGGGGCCAGAGCAUUGCGCUCAAGAAACCAAAGGCAAAACCAGCCCCACCAAAACGCAGUUCAUCUUUGAGGAAAAAUGAAAGUUGGACCAAUGAGAAUGAUCCGAAUGAACCAAUGACAAACACUGGGCAGGAUAGGAAUGUGUCAUCUAGAGAUACACAGAAAUCUUUGCAACUUGACCUAAGUCUUGCAUCUGACAGGUUCAAAGGCUCCAUGCCACCUAGUAAAAAGAAUAAUCCUUGGGAUAGUCAUAGCGGAUAUACAAAUGAUAAUGAAUUAUCAGACCCUCAGUUCACCCCUUCUGACAUGCCCUCAUUUAAAGAUGAAGGUGCUGUGCAAUCAGAUUAUGCAGGCCUCUGGCUCUUAAAUGACUUAAAGUCAAAUGAUCCCUACAGAUCCUUAUCAAACUCUAGCACUGCUACCGGUACAACCGUGAUAGAGUGCACAAAGUCUCCAGAAGGGUCAGAGUCACAAACAUCCCAGUCCGAGUCACGAGCUACCACUCCAUCCCUCCCCUCAGUUGAAAAUGAGUUCAAGCUGUCCUCUCCUGAUAAAUUGGCAAGUUUGGCAUCACCUUCUAGUGGCUAUUCAAGCCAGUCAGGCACACCGACCUCAACUUUGCCUACACCCCUGUUCCCUGGCCCCUUGUCUCCAAACAGUGGUAAAAGAAAGCCAAAGGUUCCGGAGAGAAGGUCUUCACUGCAGCAAUCUUCCACGAGGGAUGUAAAUGUUGCGAAGAAAGACCUCGAACUACCAACUAUACCUCCAACACAUCUUGACCUAAGUGCUCUUCAGAAUUUGUUUAAAAGCAAGCCCUUUGCUCACAAGAACCAACUGCAUAUCUCAAAUCAGAGCAAACUGAGAGAGGCAGCUGAAAGAACCAGUAGCAGCGCACCAAUUUCCCUUGGCAUAACCCCAUCUGUUCUACAGUCUGUACAGCUUCGCUCUAUUAGUAAAGCCAGGCAAUCCAAACAAGAAUGCCAAGAAGAAACUAACACAACAGAAGAACCAAAUUAUGCAGAGAGUGCCACACCACCUAACAAAACUGAACCGUAUAGUUAUAACAGAUCAUUGACACACAAGUGCAGUGAAAUUUUCACUCCCCCUCAACAGUUGCAAAAUUCAUCCCCCACUGAAACAAAGCCAAGCAUUCUGCAGUUAGAAAGUAAUAUUGCACUUUGUGUAGAAAAUAAGCUGAGUAAAGAGAAUAUGACACCUUUCCCCUUAGUUCCUGUAACAGCAAAGUCUCUAACACAGCUCACAGAUGAGUGCCCACGAAACACAGAACUUGCAGAUAACCAAAUGAUUGCAACAGAAGGCUGUCAUACAGUCUCCAGCAGCUACAUAUAUAUCAACGAAAAGAAUUCAGCAAAGGAGAGCACUCCACAAGAAAUAGAACAAGACUUCCAUAAUUCCAAUAAAGAGUUACAGCACGAGGUAUUUGCAGAGGAAACAGAGAAUGAAGAGAAACCCGAAAGUGUGCACUCGCCGUGUGACAGAGUUAUAGAAACCCUGUCGGCAGCAGCACUGGAACCUGCAGCUGCAGAGAAAUUGGAAAGAAAGCUCGAUUUUGACUCAGUCAAGGAUGAUGAAGCUGUAUCCCAUGACAUCAUUCAAUCUGAAUUAAUAGAUGCACAGAAGUUCAAUAAAGACAGUGCAGAAGAGAAAACUGAAAGUGUGCAAGAUGGUUGUCUAGAAAGCGCUGCUGAUCACAGCAGAACAGCAGAAGCUGUAUGUGAGAGUCCUAGCGAUGGGCAGUACAAAGAUCACUUAGAUGUGGGACAGGGUGAGAGUUAUCUGACUUCUCCAGUGGAUCUUGAGACUAAUGAAGAUAAUGUAUUCAUAACGCCAAACAAACUCCGCACCACAGAGGAUCUUUUUGCUGUGAUUCACAGAUCAAAGAGGAAACUUUUGGGAAGGAAAGAUUCCGAUGAAGGGCCGAAUGUAAACAAACCAAAAUCAUCCCCUGGCAGUUCACCUGGGACUCCUCCUGCUGUUCCAAAACAGCCUAGCCCUAUUUAUAGGAGUGUCCGCAAAUCUAACACCUCCCACGAGGAGUUCAAACUACUGCUGCUUAAAAAAGGCAGCCGGUCAGACUCUAACUAUCGACUGUCUGCGGCCGAAAUCUUGAAAUCUGCAAGUCCAGUAUCUCCCAAGUCUCCAGGAGACAGUUCCUCAGAGCAGGCUAAAGAUUCCGAGGACACUCCCCCUUUCCCUUCUGGAUGUGAAAUGCAGUCACCGGUUUCACCUUGCUCCCCGAGGUUCAGUACGGAAGGAAUCUCUUCCCGCAGCUUCUCUGCCUCGAUCUCUUCCCGACCAAGUCGAUCCCGAGCCCCGCCGGCAGCAGGCAGCAGUCGUUACAGCGUCCGCAGUCGCCUUCACAGUGCACCAAUGCAAGUCAUUUCCGAGGGGGAAGCAGAAAACUCAGAUGGAAGUCCACAUGAUGAUCGGAACUCACAGGGCACACAAUAACAGUUUGGAGCGGCAUCAGUUGUAGAACAAACAUAAAUGUGCAUGUGGUUUAGUUUAGCAAUGUUUAUACUGAAAGGUUUAUCAAACACAGGGCAGGUCUUAAACAAUUAAGAAAACAAUACAGACUACUGUCCCAGGUAUUAAGAUAAAAAAGGUAUUGAGAUAACAGAUCCCUUCACUGUUCCUCCAAAACUGCUAAUGAUGCAAUCAUUUUAGUGUACACAUAUUUUGAUUAAAUAAGCUACAUUUUGAAAUGUAACCAGAGUAAAUCAUGAAAAUAGAGAUUUUUAACUCCUUAAUUAAAGAAAAUCAAAAGCUGUCCUUAAUGAAUUCAGGCAAAUAAUCUGUUUAAGGAUCUCUGAUGAACUUCGCAAGAUUGUAUGCAUGGUUGUUCCUUUUUGUGUGCUAUUAGGGGGUGUUGUUUUUCUAGAAUGAUUAAACAGCUGCUUAAGCAAUAGGACAAUGGUGAGAAGUGUACAGUGCAGUUCUUGGUAUUUCCAACUGAGUGAUGAUUUUCUAAACAAGAAGUGAAAUACCUGUGCUGUGCGCAGCACAGACUUUGAAACUAAUGUAAAUACCAUCACUUUUAGUCAAUUUCAAAAAAGUAUUAAUCCUUUGAGCAAUGCACAUUCUUCAUAAUUUGCACCCUCAGAGUGUUCUGGGAAUUAAAUCAACCUGCAUCUUAAAGACAAAAGCAAUGAUUGAUGAGGAAAAACAUGAGCAAAUACUUAUUUUUUCAAAAAUGUAUCUUGCAAAUUCUGUCUUAACUCUCAUUCUUAAUACAGUCUAAGUACUAUUCCUAAGAAUGACCACGUUGCGUUUGUUGUGGCUUCUUAUCAUCCACAAACCACAAUUGAGAAACCCUGUCUCUAUAAUUAGUUUGAAAGAAAAAUAACAUUUACACCCUCAUAAGACUGAUAGAGUCUUUAUGGAUAUGUGGAUGUUUAAAUCGAAAAUUGAUACCACUGUCCAGUCCUAAGAAUUUAAAAUUAUACAUUGCUCAAGCAGUCUUCCAACAGUUUAAAUAUUAAUCAACUUCUACUGUUUACAGUAGAAAUAGGAUUACAUCUAAAGGAUUAAUACAGUACUACCUAAUCAUGAAAAAUAUUAUGUUCUUUCUAAACUUACUGAAGAUCAUUAUAUUGUACAAAUAUAAAAAAGGAACCUGAGGAAAUGAUUAUUUUUGUGAUUAAAGUUGAAUUACUUGUGUGUAGACACCAAGAAUUGCAUGUUUACAAAAAUGCCAUAGAUUAAAAUGAUAUAUAAGCAUUUUUGGAUCCACAAUGGUGGGUGUUGGGUGGGGGGGACGGGAGGUAAGAAAAA
Carcharodon carcharias (great white shark) is the source of this 6087-nucleotide messenger RNA. RefSeq names its product Nance-Horan syndrome protein-like. Gene Ontology annotation, biological process: lens development in camera-type eye; cell differentiation. The record is from RefSeq and is a predicted model, not a curated record. The transcript is spliced from 9 exons. Lineage: Eukaryota; Metazoa; Chordata; Chondrichthyes; Lamniformes; Lamnidae. The coding region runs from base 55 to 4764 and encodes 1569 amino acids.